Molecule: messenger RNA, 3911 nt
Organism: Ruditapes philippinarum (Manila clam)
Lineage: Eukaryota; Metazoa; Mollusca; Bivalvia; Venerida; Veneridae
Product: lysosomal alpha-mannosidase-like
Exons: 27
Coding region: 16-3156 (1046 amino acids)
Biological process (GO): mannose metabolic process
Cellular component (GO): lysosome
Molecular function (GO): alpha-mannosidase activity; carbohydrate binding
Source: RefSeq, a predicted model, not a curated record
GUGUACGCGUAGCACAUGCUACACAGUGACAACAAAUCCGGAAGAGGAGGGAAAGAAAGUUGGAAAAUGUUCGCUGCAAAAAUAUUAUACUUUGCUUAUUUUCUGGCAACUUGUCAGAGUGCUUUUAUAGGACCAAAAGAUUCCAAAUGUGGAUACGAGAGUUGUAAUCCAGUGAAAGAUGACAUGAUCAAUGUCCACCUUGUACCUCAUACACAUGAUGAUGUUGGCUGGCUGAAAACUGUUGACCAGUACUACUAUGGCUCUAAGAAUGGCAUUCAAAAUGCAGGAGUACAGUAUGUUCUGGACUCAGUUGUAAGGGAGCUAUUGACAGAUCCAACAAAACGUUUCAUCUAUGUGGAGAUUGCGUUCUUCGCUCGCUGGUGGAGAGAACAGCAUGAUAGUAUGAGGCAUCUUGUGAAAGGACUUGUCAACAAUGGUCAGCUGGAGUUUAUUCUUGGUGGAUGGUGUAUGAACGAUGAAGCUGCCACACACUACAAUGCCAUCAUAGACCAACAUUCUCUGGGCUUUGAAUUCCUCAGACAAAAUUUUGGCGAGUGUGGUAGACCUAAAAUAGGGUGGCAAAUAGAUCCAUUUGGUCAUUCCAGGGAGCAAGCCUCAAUUUUUGCUCAGUUUGGUUUUGAUGGUAUGUUCUUUGGACGUCUGGAUUUUCAAGAUAAAAAUGAGAGAUUGAAGAAUGUUACCAUGGAAAUGCUGUGGCACGGAAGUCCAAAAAAUCUUGGUGAGCAAGCAGACCUCUUUACAGGAGCACUGUACAUCGGUUAUGGCCCACCUCCCGGAUUUUGUUUUGAUAUCUUCUGUAAUGAUGACCCUAUACAGGAUGAUAAGCGUCUCCAUGACUACAAUGUAGAUCAGAAGGUCAAGGACUUUAUAAAGGCUGUUGAGGAACAAGCUAUACACUAUAAGACCAAUCAUAUUGUGAUGACAAUGGGCUCUGAUUUCUUGUAUCAGAAUGCUAACCAUUGGUACAAGAAUCUUGAUAAGCUUAUAGAGUACACCAACAGACUGCAAACCACAAACAAUUCUAAGAUAAAUGUCCUGUAUUCAACACCGUCCUGCUAUCUGUACCAGUUGAACCGAGCUGACCAGGUUUGGACGACCAAAAGUGAUGACUUUUUCCCAUAUGCUCACCAAAAUCACAGUUUCUGGACAGGAUAUUUCACAAGUAGAUCUGCAUUAAAGGGAUAUGUUAGAGAGACUAAUGCUUUACUCCAGGCCUGCAAACAACUUGAUGCCUUGGCAAUGCUAGAAGACAUUCAUAAUAGUACAUACAAUAUCCAAAUACUUAAGGAAGCAAUGGGAGUUGCACAACAUCAUGAUGCUGUCUCAGGAACAGAAAAACAGGCUGUAGCUGAUGACUAUGCUAUGAGACUUGCAUAUGGUAGAUCUGAAUGUAAGAAAGUAAUGAAUGAUGCAUUAGGCAAGUUGAUACCAAAAGGUUCAGAAGGUUUCCCAGGACUGGUAUGGUGUGAUAUGUAUAAUAUCAGCUCCUGUAGUUUUACAGAAGUCAACAAACAGUUUGUUAUGGUAGUGUAUAACCCACUUGGUCACUCUGUUACAAGAUGGAUCAGACUCCCUGUGGUUGGUAAGGCCUAUACUGUGAUGGGACCUUAUAAUGAAGUCAUAGAAACUCAGAUGUCCUCCGUUACAGAUCGUACCAAGGACAUUCCAGAACGAAAUGGAUCAUUAGCAUAUAGUGAUUUGAUAUUCCAAGUGAAAUUACCUCCCCUUGGUUUCAGUACAUACUUUGUCAGUAUGUCAAAUAGUGCAAUGAAAAAGAAACAGCAGAAACCAGUAAAGAAAAUGUUGAAGGGAAAUGAAGAUUUUGUCAUAAAGAAUGAGCACAUAUCAGUGAAGUUUGAUGGUAGAACAGGAGCCAUGAAGUCGAUGACAAACCUUGCAAGUGGUCGAGAACUUGAUGUUGUACAAGAUAUUGUGUACUACCUAAGUCACCCAGGCAACUGCAGUAAACCAGAGUUUGAGCCUUCCGGUGCUUAUGUUUUCCGUCCUCUACAUGAAAAACCAGAAACAUGGAAAGUUUCAUACCCUGGUGAUGCUUCACAGGGUCCUCUAGUACAAGAAAUUUAUACAAAGUUUAGUUCCUGGGUUACACAAGUUACAAGAGUGUACACUGGAGAGAAGUAUACUGAAAUUGAAUGGACAGUUGGACCUAUUCCUAUAAAUGACAAGCAAGGUAAAGAAGUGAUUGCAAGAUUCAAUACUUCAUUGAAAACAAAUGGAAAAUUCUAUACAGAUGCAAAUGGAAGAGAAAUUCUUGAGAGACAGAGAAAUUAUAGACCAACUUGGAAGUUAAACCAGACAGAACCAGUUGCUGGUAACUAUUACCCGGUUAAUAGUAGGAUCUUUAUGCAGGAUACAAAAGAAGAUACGCAGUUUACGGUGAUGACUGACAGAUCACAUGGUGGGGGCAGCAUUAAUGAUGGUCAAAUAGAAAUCAUGUUACAUAGACGUAACCUGUUUGAUGAUUGCCUUGGAGUGGGGGAACCACUAAACGAGACUGGAGCAGAUCACAAAGGAUUGAUUGUUAGAGGUAAAAUGUAUGUGUUUAUGGAUACUGUAGCUAACUCAGCUAAGAUGCAUAGAGAUUUAGGGUUGAGAACAUACAUGGCACCUAUACCUGCCUUUGCAAAAACUGAUAUGAAAUAUUCCGAGUAUUCUCAGUAUUUUAAUACGAUGUGGUCAGGAAUCAAGUCACCUUUACCAGCCAAUGUUCACAUGUUAACUCUAGAACAAUGGGGUGGACCAGCUAUAGAACCUGCAGCCACACAGCCAUACCUGAUACGUCUUGAACAUUUCUACGAGAAAGGAGAGGAUGCAGAGUUAUCUCAACCUGCCACAGUUUCAUUACAGGACCUGUUUGUGCCGUUCAACAUAGAGAGUGUAGAGGAGUUGACACUAGGGGCUAAUCUCCCCAAGUCUCAACUUAACAGACUGAAGUGGAAAUCCCAGGAUAAAAUUCUUACUGAUAAACAAAAUAUGUACAUGGUUGAGAACAGGGUACCGUUGACUGGACCACUGGACAUAACUCUGACACCAAUGCAGAUUAGAACAUUUGAAGUAAAUCUUAAGAAUGGUAAACCAGUCAACGCUGCAGACAAGUUCUCUGUAUUUUCUUAGAGAAAAAGUGGCUCCAGUUUGUUUAAACUGAAAACCAUUCAUAAAUAUUUGACUGGUUUAUUGAGCAAUAGACUGUGUUUUGUGUGUAUAAUUUUCGCACAAGGAUUUGUACAUAGGAGUUUAUAUGAUUGUAUUUGUGUUUACUUAGAAUAGAAAUCCAUACUACAGCUGUAUUAAAUGCAUUGUAGAAAUGAAACUUCGUUUUUUAAGGAACUCCACUGAGGUAAAAUCUUUCAGUUUUUGGUCAUUUUUCACAAUAAAAGUGAUUAUUCUGGGAAAAAAAGAGGUAAAGGAAGGGUCUUACCUACAUCAAAUUGUUCACAAAUCUCAGAAAAAUAUUUCCAGUCCAGGCAUAUUAAAAAAAACCUCUUGACAUCUCUUCUAACUAAAAUCCAUUAAAGAGAAUAGUUAAUAGUUGUUAUAUAUAUGCCCGACUCAAAAGCGGCAUGCUUUACUUUGUUUAUAAUUAUUUUACACAUAAUGAUUAAGUUCAAGUUGUUUAUAAUUAUUUUACACAAUUAUAUUCUUUAGUUUAAGAGAAGAAAUUCAAGCAGCUGUUUUAAAAUGCACAAUAAUAUGUAUACUGUUUAAAUGUUAAGGGAUAUUAUAAACAAGUAGUUUUACUGCAUUAUCACUUUAUUCCUUUUACUAAAUUUCCGUUUUUCAUCAAGAAAAUGAAAUAUACAUGUGUAUAUUGUUGAUUAUUUGUUAACCUCUGAUUAUAAUCAUUUAGAAAAUAUAUUUUUGCAUAAAUA